AUGUCGAGUCGCGGACCGCCUUCGCAGGCGUCGCAAGUUCCCUCGCGACCGUUUUCCGCUCGUCCACCCUCGCCCGCUCGCCCGCUAGGCUCGAUACAAUGGUCGGCACCUCGCACCGUCUACAAUCCGACGCCGCUGCCGCACAGCGCUUCGGUACCGCCUCUGUACGGCCGGCGCGGGUCAACGGGGUUCUACGACACGCCUAUCGGCCAGCACCAGGUUCAGGUUGCGGUCGACGAGUUCGGGCGACCUCGACACGACUGGGGAGGCCCGAGCUACGCUUAUACGGCGCCGCGCCUCGCGACGUCGCCAACCUCUCCUCCUCGACCGCGAUCCUCCUUCAUCUUCACCUCGCAAUCGCUGCGCCAGUCCGCCUCACCCGUCUCACCCGCGAACGAUGUCGCCGUCGCAUCAGCACCGCCACCACUAGCGGGAAGGAGGAGGUCGAUCGCGGCCGGGUCCGGGGACUCGCUUCCUCGCCGACCGAAGACGCCGCCCGACUGCUGCGCCGUCUGUGCGGUGACCGACACGGCAGAAUGGCGGAAGGGGCCUGCCGGGAACCGCUCGCUGUGCAACGGGUGUGGCUUGUUGGCGGCAAAGCGUGCGAAGGAGCGGGAACUCCAAGGAUAUGCUCCGCCCGCUACGCUCGACGAGAUUGAGCGCGAGCUGGAGACGAUCGAGCGUCGACGGACGCUAUGUCCUUCCCGAAGGCACGAAGCAGCGCAUCAUCGACACGCAGGAGAGGACGAGGGCGGCCACGGCCGCGCGGCCGGAGUCGGCGCCGAAACGCUCGAGGUCCAAGUCUGUCAGAGCGCAAGCGCACGAGCGCAUUGCCGAGGAUGCGAGGAAGGUAGCUGCAAACGCCUUGAUUGGCAUGUCGAGACGCGCUUCCGUUAG
This is a messenger RNA of Rhodotorula toruloides NP11, 897 nucleotides long. RefSeq names its product GATA-binding transcription factor. The record is from RefSeq and is a predicted model, not a curated record. Bases 1 to 897 code for a protein of 298 amino acids. The transcript is spliced from 5 exons. Gene Ontology annotation, biological process: regulation of DNA-templated transcription. Gene Ontology annotation, molecular function: sequence-specific DNA binding; zinc ion binding. Lineage: Eukaryota; Fungi; Basidiomycota; Microbotryomycetes; Sporidiobolales; Sporidiobolaceae.